Molecule: messenger RNA, 567 nt
Organism: Suillus discolor
Lineage: Eukaryota; Fungi; Basidiomycota; Agaricomycetes; Boletales; Suillaceae
Exons: 5
Coding region: 1-567 (188 amino acids)
Source: RefSeq, a predicted model, not a curated record
AUGUUCUCCUACACUGAAAUGAAGAAACCGAAAGCAAAGAGAAGUGGAGAACCUGCAAUCAUCAAGCUUUCAAACGAUGAACCUUUCAAUACCCUCAAGGCCCAAGUACUCAAAUGUAUCUCAGAAGCACUGAAACUGAAGAAACUCGCCUAUGAUGAUUACAAAGUCAUGUUCACAGUUGCCCGGCACCAAACCUCAUCAUUGUCCUUGAAGAAACAAUCAGAAUACGAUCAUAUGCUCGAAUCAAAGAUUGUUGUUGAGGCCUUGAAGAAACCUGAUCCACUAACAGUUCAUAUGGUACAUGCAUAUUGUUACGGUACUUGGAUAGGUCUUCUCAACAACGGCCUGAAUGAGCCCACCGAGGUUGAGGAUCGUAGCCUUGACAGAAUGUCAAGGGUUCCUCCGGUUAUCUUGGGUUCAAGCUCAGUCUGUAUCUAUGGAUCUAAUGGGGACAGUGAUGUAAGUCAGGGCACCAAUAGUGAGAGUGAUAGCAACACCAGGAAGAAAAAGAAGAAGAAGAAGACCUUGCUGGACAUCCCUCUCAUUCACAUAGAAGAAGGACCCUAG